GCCACUUGCUGCGUUACGGCCACUUUACGGUGCCCAACAUUAACACUUUCUUUUUUGCGUGGCCUUGAGAUGUAAACAUCAACAGAAAUGUAAACAAAGCUCACAGAUUCGGUCUUGGGCGGUAUAAAGGACAAUGACGGAUUUGCAGAGUGCACUUGCCUCGCUCAAUGAGUCAUCUAACUCGCUGAAGACGUUGUACUUCCGUCCUCCUGGGAUAUUCACAAACGCGCUGAUUGGCAAGCCUGACAUAACGACGCUUCUUAGGGACGCGGACGCCUUUGAGAACGCGCUGUACCAGGUUGAUGCGCAGGAUAGGCCGGAACGUAAGGAUGGUACUCGUGGUGUUGUUGAUCAGCUGAAUGAUGACUUGGACGAGCUGCAACUGCAGCAGUUGCAAGAGGAGGCGGAAGGCGGGGAGCUUGUUCAGAGGCCCAGCGUGGUGAUCGUGCCCCGGGAGGUUGUUGUCUCGAAUGAUGAGAACAAGGGGGUGAAGAACUUGCUGAGCAAGUUCAACGAGGAGAACGAGAAGGACUACGAUAUCGAUGUGCUGUGCGAGACCGUGUCGCAGCUGCUGGAUAAGUACCCUAUAGACGGUGUGCGGGAGGAGCUCGAACGGUUGAGACAACGGUGGCAGAGCGUGAACCUGGAGAUCAUGGAGAACGAGGAGACCAUUGAGAAACAGAGAAGACAGCUUUCCCUCUUGAGGAUCUCUCUGAACGAGAGGGAGCUGCGCUCUGACGACACUGGCGAACGCCCUGUUAGAACAGCAGCUCAGCUCAUCGCCGAAGAAGAAGAGGAGAUACGGAGAUUAGAAUUACAGAUAUCAACAGAGGAAGCGAGAGAUGGGUCUCAAUGAAGUCUAAUGACCGUAUAGAACGUGGCGUAGGUGUUUGCUCUGUUUGUAGAUGCCCUUGGCGACUGAACCGAUUCCGAAGCCCUCAUGUCCCAAUUCCGAAGCCCUCCUAUUGCCUAUUCCCGGAAUUCCGCACCGUUCGCAAUUUUCGCAACAGAGCAACGCUCUCUGUGUUUUUUUUCGCCUCACACUUUCCUGUCCAAUCAAACAUCGAGCACACCGCCUUUGAUAUUGGAACGAUUCGUUAGACCUGGGCUGAAUUGCUUCACCAAAUUGAAGACAAAGUAUCCUUUGAGGUUUGAUUGAAGUGCACCAACAUAUCAAGCCAACUGUGAGCGAUAAUUCCAAGAAAGAGUCUCCAAAGAAGAUAGCAACCUAGCGGUCGAUAUCUCUUUCCCCAUACAUUU
Messenger RNA from Williopsis jadinii, 1260 nucleotides. It is a transcript of the gene SPC34, whose product is annotated as Spc34p. The record is from RefSeq and is a predicted model, not a curated record. Gene Ontology annotation, cellular component: DASH complex; spindle microtubule. The transcript has 2 exons. Lineage: Eukaryota; Fungi; Ascomycota; Saccharomycetes; Phaffomycetales; Wickerhamomycetaceae. Bases 134 to 856 code for a protein of 240 amino acids. Gene Ontology annotation, biological process: attachment of spindle microtubules to kinetochore.